Vespa velutina is the source of this 2106-nucleotide messenger RNA. Its product is annotated as venom acid phosphatase Acph-1-like. Gene Ontology annotation, biological process: dephosphorylation. The coding region runs from base 314 to 1411 and encodes 365 amino acids. The transcript is spliced from 6 exons. The record is from RefSeq and is a predicted model, not a curated record. NCBI's taxonomy places the organism in Eukaryota, Metazoa, Arthropoda, Insecta, Hymenoptera, Vespidae. Gene Ontology annotation, molecular function: phosphatase activity.
UAUGAGAGUUAAUUUCAAUGAUUUAGCCAUAUAAUUUGAAUUACCACACCUGAAAGAUGUUAUUAACCAAUAAGAGAGCAGCAUUCAAAAGUCGUAAUAAAUCUUUUUUAGAAAUGAUAAAAUCUUUAUGUAUCUAUGAACCUAUAUAAUCAUAUACUUCAAAAAAAAAAAGUAUAUCUGUAUUUAAUGAUCGUUAUCAGUAAACUAAAGAACUUCAAGUCUUCUAUAUGUAAAUGAUAAAUGAUUAAGUUGAUUUUACAUCGAUUACGUUAAUCGACUUUGCGACGAACUAACGCGACUGUAUCAUUGAAAUAUGAAUAUACUACAAAAUUUGUUUAAUUUCUUUAAUAUAAUUGUUAUUAAUCUAAUUGUUAUUGCAAUAUGUAUCAGUACAAAGGAACAAGAAUUUCGAUUAGUAAACGUGAUAUUUAGGCACGGAGAUCGAACGCCAAAUAAAGAAUUAUAUCCAAAUGAUCCAUAUAAGACAUAUGAUUUUUAUCCUAUGGGUUUUGGAGAAUUGACAAAUAAUGGUAAAAAACGUGCGUAUGAAUUUGGAAAAUUUCUCAGAUCAAGAUAUAGAAACUUCUUAAAUGACAUUUAUACACCAGAACUGAUAAAAGCCCACACUACAGAUUAUUCGAGAACAAAAAUGUCGUUAUUACUUGUUCUUGCAGGAUUAUUCCCGCCUAAAAAUAUUCAAAAAUGGAAUUAUGAUUUAAAUUGGCAACCAAUACCUAUUACAUAUGUUCCUUGGAUUGAAGAUAAUAUCUUAUUACCUAUGGAUUGUCCUUCAUAUAUAGAAGAAUACCAAAGAGUUUUAAAAACACCUGAAGUUAUACAGAAGAUGAAUGAAUUUAGUGAAAUGAACUCCAAUUUGACAAAGUGGAGUGGUAAAAAUAUUAGCACUCCUUUAGAUAUGUAUUCUUUAUAUAAUAUUCUUAUGGCAGAAUGGAUGAUGAAUCUUCCCUUGCCUGAAUGGACCCGCUCUGUAUUUCCAGAUGGCCAACUGAAAGAUGGCAUCAUUUACUCUUAUGAAGUUUCUAAUUCAAAUACUAAAUUGAAAAGACUUUCUGGAGGUCCAUUACUUCAAAAAAUGGUAGAAGAUAUGUUAGCUGUUAAAAAUGGAAAAUUAAUAAAAAGAAAGAUGAAUUUAUAUAGUGGUCACGAAACAAAUAUUGGUAGUAUGUUAAAUGUUUUAAAUGUGUAUAAACCACAUAUUCCAAAGUAUUCCAGUGCUGUUAUAUUAGAAUUGCUUCAAAGUAAUCAGACUUAUUAUGUUAAGGUACUUAAUUUUAAGACACUUAUUUGUAAAUAUUUUCAAUAUCAGUAUCAUAUUCAUUUUACUUUUAUUUUUUUAAUUAAUGUUAUUUUUAGAUUGUUCAUUACACAGGCAUUCCGUCAAAAGCAAUAGAACUCCAAAUACCAAAUUGUCAAGUGUUAUGUCCAUUUGACAAAUUUAUGGAAAUAACUGCUUCUGUUCGUCCCUCCAAUGAAGAAAUAAUAUGUGACAAAACACAAACGAACAAAUAAUUUGUUAGACAUACCAUAAACUUAUAUAAAGAUUAUAAAAACUAAAUAUAUAUAUAUAUAUAUAUCUCUUAUAUAUAUAUAUAUGGAAAUGUCUACUAAUACAAAAUCUUAUGCAUUAUUCGUUUGUUAAUUCUUUUACAUAAUUACAUUUGUACAAUAAGUGAUUAAUAUCCAUAUAAUGACCCCCAGAUGAAUAAUAAAUUAUAUAAACUAUGGAUUAUAAAUGAUUAGUAUGAUCAUGUGAAAAAAUCUACAAAGUUGAUUUUACUCUCCUCUUACUUGACCAUGCUGGACUUUGUGGUUUAGUUAAAGGUUUUGUAGAUUUGACACGAAUAAGUGGUUUAUAUACUGGCAUUGGUCUAGCUCUUAUUUCAGUUUGUUUUCGAAGUUUUGCUAUUUCCAAUUUUUCAUUUGCUUCCUUUUCUUCUUUUUCUUUUUUAAUCUUCUCCUCUUGUAAAAUUUUCUUUUGCUUCAUCUUAUCUUCUAAUACACGACGUUGUUUUUCUCUCUCCUCGACAUUAGUUUUAAACACAGUACUUUUUAACUUAAUUCCUUUGCUCUGAUUUAAAGUACUAU